This is a messenger RNA of Paramormyrops kingsleyae, 1579 nucleotides long. The record is from RefSeq and is a predicted model, not a curated record. NCBI's taxonomy places the organism in Eukaryota, Metazoa, Chordata, Actinopteri, Osteoglossiformes, Mormyridae.
AUGUUGUGGUUUCCUAACCCCUGCAUCACAGGUCCUAACUGCCAAACUAACAUCAAUGAGUGUGCCUCCAAUCCCUGCUUGAACCAGGGGACCUGCAUUGACGACGUCGCUGGGUACAAGUGCAACUGCUUGCUGCCUUACACCGGGGAGACCUGCGAGGUUCUGCUAGCGCCGUGCAGCUCCAGACCCUGUAAAAACAGGGGCGUGUGUCACGAGUCCGAGGAUUAUGAGAGCUUCUACUGCACAUGCCCCGCAGGCUGGCAAGGCCAGACCUGUGAGAUCGAUAUCAAUGAGUGUGUGAAGAACCCCUGCGACAACGGCGCCACCUGCCAGAACACCAUAGGCGGAUACCAGUGCGCAUGCAGACCGGGCUUCUCUGGGCACAACUGUGAGACCGACGUAGAUGACUGCAAGCCGAACCCCUGCAGCAAUGGCGGCUUCUGCCGGGACGAGGUGGACGGCUUCGCCUGCGCCUGCCUGCCAGGCUUCCGAGGCCCCAAGUGCGAGGAGGACAUCAACGAGUGCGACAGCAACCCCUGCAAGAACGGCGCCAACUGCACCGACUGUGUCAACAGCUACACCUGCACCUGUCUACCGGGCUUCAGCGGCAUCCACUGUGAGAACAACACCCCCGACUGCACGGAGAGCUCCUGCUUUAAUGGGGGCACCUGUGUGGACGGCAUAAACGCCUUUACCUGUGUCUGCCCGUCCGGCUUCACCGGCAUCUACUGUCAGUACGACAUCAACGAGUGCAACUCCAGGCCCUGUCUGAACGGCGGCACCUGCCAGGACAGCUACGGGACCUACAAGUGCGCCUGUCCGCAGGGCUACACGGGACUCAACUGCCAGAACUUGGUGCGCUGGUGUGACUCUUCACCUUGUAAGAAUGGGGGCACCUGCUGGCAGAAGGGCACCUCCUACAGCUGUGGAUGCCAGAGCGGCUGGACCGGCCUCUACUGCGACGUGCCCAGUGUCUCCUGCGAGGUGGCUGCCAAGCGACAAGGUGUGGACGUGGCCCACCUGUGCAGAAACUCAGGCCAGUGCCUGGAUGCAGGUAACACGCAUUACUGCCACUGCCAGGCGGGCUACACGGGCAGCUACUGCGAGGAGCAGGUGGACGAGUGCUCGCCGAACCCAUGCCAGAAUGGUGCCACCUGCACCGACUAUCUGGGAGGAUAUACCUGUGAGUGUGUGCCCGGUUACCAUGGCGUCAACUGCUCCAUCGAAACCAACGAGUGCCUCUCACAGCCUUGCCAACACCGGGGCACCUGUAUCGACCUGAUCAAUACCUACAAGUGCUCCUGUCCCCGGGGAACACAAGGUGUCCACUGCGAGAUCAACGUGGACGACUGCACGCCCUUCAUCCACCCAGUCACGCAGGAACCCAAGUGCUUCAACAACGGCCAGUGCGUGGAUGGCGUGGGCGGGUACCACUGUGUGUGCCCACCGGGCUACGUGGGCGAGCGCUGCGAGGGCGACGUCAACGAGUGCCUGUCGGAUCCAUGCGACCCGCGCGGCACCUACAGCUGCGUGCAGCUGGCCAACAGCUACCGCUGCGAGUGCCGCACCGGCUACAAGG